AGGAGCUGUCUGUGAGUUAGUUCAGCGUCAGGAUGGGUGCAUUAGCAGCAUUGAUUUUGGUUAUCCUCGCACGGAAAGCCAUCGCAAGCACGAUGGACGUGUACGUCAACCAGGAGAAUGCCCAAGUCUACCAUCGGCAGGAUAUGAAGCGAGGUGAAUUUGACUACGGCUACCACGUUCAGGCUGUUAACAACCAAUUCCAGCACAAAGUGAAGGGCCCGGAUGACGUCACGUACGGUUGCUAUGGCUACGUGGAUCCCGCAGGUCGCAAACACCUGGUGUACUACGUCGCCGAUCGCAUGGGCUACCGGAUCAUCUUCCCGAACCGAGCGACGAAGAUCUUCACCGCGAAGCUGACAGACAGUUUAAACAAACUAGAUGGCUCCGUGAAGGGUAAAGACUACGACGAGAAGGUCGUGGAAUGGAACAACCUGUACAUGCCCGAGUCGUGCUUCAGGUUACACGAAAUUCUGGACACGGCCGCAAGUAGCCAGGUACCUGCACAGGCGGUUCCGGCUCAACAACCAGCUGCGUCCUCUCAGGUUCCAGUGAAAACGGUGGCCCCUCCUAGGCCUGAGUUGCCCAAGCCCACUCAAUACACGAUUCCAACCACACCACCGGCUUGGCGUGAUCAAACGAGAACCGGAACCAACGAUAACGAGCAGUUCGUUGGAGAAGGCGAGUAUCGUAGACCGCAACCGUCGAACACAGGCAUCAAUGUACAGGCUCCAGGCAGCCAGGAUCAAGGAAGCUACCACGAACAGGGACAGCAACCUGUUCAGCCGGUAUGGCAGGGAUCGCUACCAGACAUUAACCCAGCCAACAUUAACCUGGACCAGUUCAGUGGAACAGUAUACCCGAUCCACACCGGUGCGUACGAGACCCAUCAGGAGGGUUCGAAUGUUGCCAGUGCCACGGUGGGUCAAUUCGCGACUACCCAGCAUAGCCUCAACAUCACGCAGUUAUUGUCGCAGAUCGAAGCGGUUAACUCGCAGGUCGUUACGCUCAACAUGCUGCUGGCAGGAAUGGCCGCCAACCCGACAGCGUUCGCUAAUGCCAACGAGAGCAGCUGCCGUAGCGUGGUACAGCUGCUGAGCACGCAGAAGCGCACGCCCCAGCUCGUAUACGUGCCCAUUCUGAUUCCGUACGUCGAAGGGCAACACAACGUAAACCAACCGAUCGCAGGGUUGAAGCAGGCACCGGUUCACGGCGGCUGCCAUAACUGCCGAGGCUGAUAAGGCUUCGUUGGGUGAAGGUUAAAACGAUGCCGCUGGAGUAGAUUAGCUGGUGGAGUGAUGUACGUAAAGCGGUGAAAGUUAUUAGAUGGAUUGGACUCGAAAACAACUGGCUCACGGUCUGGAGGUCAGACACGAUUAUCAGCACGAAAUUGGAACCGAAUAAAGCGACUCAUAUUUUUUUUUAUUUCACUUACGAACGAGCAACUGCUGAA
Anopheles nili is the source of this 1450-nucleotide messenger RNA. RefSeq lists its product as uncharacterized. The record is from RefSeq and is a predicted model, not a curated record. Bases 33 to 1235 code for a protein of 400 amino acids. The transcript has 4 exons. NCBI's taxonomy places the organism in Eukaryota, Metazoa, Arthropoda, Insecta, Diptera, Culicidae.